AUGGAGGCUCUGCUGGGAAGGAUGCUCCAGAAGCACCUAGGAGCCAUCCUGCUUGACUUCAAUCCCCGGAAGAACACCAAGUUCAAGUUCUCGCUGGGGAGCGGGCAGCAGAUGAUCCUCAAGGAUCUCAGGGUGGAUCCCACGUGGCUAGCAAAGCUCAUCCCUGGCUUGCCGUUUGUGAUAACAAGUGGCCGCAUCGACUACAUCAUCAUCCAUGCUCGCAUACAGAGCAUGAAGUCUGAGCCCAUGUCUGUGGAGAUAGGACGGAUACAUCUGGAGAUCAAAGAGCCUGCCAACAUCGUCCCUUACGACGUCUGCCCCGAGACAGGCGAUGCAUGGAGCCAGGGGGAGCCGGCGCAGCCUGCAGGAGCAGGUUCAGGAAGCUCGUCUCGUGAGGGAGAGAAGAAGAGUGUGACGAGGGAGAGCGACAAGCACUGCACCAACCAGUUCCAUGAGACCAGGAACGGCACAUGGAGGAAGCGGGUGAAGAAGAACUACACCCUGAUGCAAAAGAUUUGGCACGGGAUUCACUGGAAGAUCAAAGAGAUCCACUUGGAGAUCUCAACACUCGGAGAGUCGAAGGCAGAAUCUCCCGGCAUCAACUUGACUGCUCCGCCGACCAUCAACGUCUUUGUGAGAGAUUUAGACUUGUACAGCACGGACGAGAAUGGGAACAUCUGUGAUUUGAAGCGAGCUCGCGCGUACUCAAAAUUUUUGGAUGAUGAGGUGUACGUGUUCAAGAAGGGAAGUUGUUUCCUAUCUGUGAACCUCACACCUUCGAACCCGUGGUUUCCCGAGGUCUCUGUCUUCGAAGGAUGUAGCUUCCAAUUCGAGUAUGUCAACUUGUUCGAGCCCAAGUGGCAGAACGCCAAGGGGGAGGAUGUUACGCUCGACAAGAUGAGCUCCAUUGAGAUCACGAGCACUGAACCUCUCAUCUGCCACCUUGACGGGGAAGACCUGCUUCAUGUCGGAGAGAGCUUCAAGGGAGUCUUCUCUGCUUUCUCACGGACUGACAUUCCAUUCGAUCCGUUCAAGUACGGUCAGUUCACGCGCGACACGUUCGUCUUCAAGGUUGAGAUCGGAGCGUUCUCCUUGUUCGAUCUAGCGGAUCCUUGCUGCCUCUACCUCCAAGCUCCAUGGAGAACAUCAACCGAUGAAGAGGACCUGCAGGAGCUCCAGAUCCCUGAGGUCAAGUUCUGGAUCGUUCAUCCCCUUCGAGCAGAGGAGGCAGAAGAGUUGGCGUCGGUGAAAGUGUACGGGAGAAAACGGAAGUUUCUGCGCUUUGAGUGGAAGAGCUGUACCAUGAUGUUCUCAGACUUUCGACCACCCGAACCGAUCCUCGAGCAUUCUGUCUUCGCCUUCAUUGACUCUCUCAAGGUCAGCAUGGUCGAGGGGUUCGUCGACUACGCCAUGUGCAUUCAGACGCUGGUGGCCAUGGGGCUUGCGCUGGAGUCUGUUCCGGUCCCAGACGAGUCAGGAAGUCCGCAUCGCCGCCAGCCUUCCAUGAGCUUGUUUGACAAGAGAAUCAUUCACCCGAUGAUCUCCGUCGAGAUCCCGGCAGAGGAUGGGAAAGAUGUUCACCUUUACCUCCAUGUCAAUCAGCUCAUGGUAAUCUGCGAAGGUAACAACACUCAUAAGGACGACGGGCUAGUCAACGUCAUCUCCUGCGAGUCAAUCGUACCUGAGUGUGGACUCUACUGUGAUGACCCGACGUUUUCCGUGCCUGUUUCAAGCACGAACAGUGCGAGAAAGGUUUUGGGUCCGGACAUCUAUGCCCUAGUGUGGAUCCAUCGGAUCGAGUUCCGAGGAAGGAUGGAGGUCGAGGGCAUCGCCGGAAGUCUCAACGAAGGGCAAGUACGCGCCAUCAUCCUCCCCUUCAAUGUCAGAGAUGUCGGUCUCUCCAUCCACAGCAAGCACCUGCAUCGCCUCCUCCUCGGCCUCUCUCAGCGCUACCAGCCCGCCAUGAGCACGCUCAACACCUUGGGGCAGGCAGGAAGAGCGUCAGAGAAGGAGGAGGCGAUGGCAGCAAGCAAGAGCGAGCCAGAGUUGGUCAAGCCUCCUGUUAUCACCGUCAACCUGGCUGUAGGUAGCGCCAGCCUCUUUGUUGUCGGCUCCGGCAUAUCAAGCCUAGAGGACGUGCAGAAAGGUGGUGGGACAGGAGGAGGAGGAGGGGGGGGGGGAGGAGGGGGAUCGGAGAACGCGUGGAUCAGGCUCACUGCUAAAGGAGAGGCCAACUUUCAGCUCAUCAAGGACGUUCUCACCCAGCUGGAUGUCACGAUCCCAGUAACGAACUUAAACGACCCACUUGCCGUCGUCACCUUCCAGAGGGCCGAGCUCGAUGAGAUUCUCAAGAAGAGAUUCGUUCCUCCGACACUCGGGUGGGAGAAGGUUGUGGUGCACGUGCAGGGGCUGCGGAUGCAGGUGGACCAUGGGCUAGUGACUGACAUCGCAAACUUCAUCGCCGACCUCGCGGGGGUUCAGAGCAUUGGCAGAGACAUCGGAGUGAUCGUGCGCGAGGUCUUCAAGGUGGUAUCAUGGACCAGCAGCUCGACGUCAAAGCGCGGGGCGUCGCAGUCGCACGAGAAGGAGAAGCUGGCGCUCAACGACAUCCGGUCAGCCGUGCACACCAUCCGAUCCGCCAUGAGCCUUCGGCCCAACAAGCUGCAGAGCAACCUGACGGCACUGCAUGGGAGGAGGAGGCAGGAGGAGGAGGGGAGGGUCACGUCGCCGGUGAAGAAGCGGGAGGACAACUCAGACUCGAUCAAGCUGAACUCCUUCACGCUUGAGCUGGGCAAUGACUUCAACUCGACCUCUCUCAACUCUCCUCCCUUGAACUCUCUCCCUCCUUCUCUCAACUCUCCCCCUGCCGAUGACUCGAUGGAUGUCGCUGGGGUGGAUCGGCUGAACCUUGUUGCGAAGAAGUUCAUCUCGCGCGUCCCCGAGGAGCUCGAAAUCUUCCUGCGGGACUGUAGGAUGGAGAUUGUUCCCUCCGACUCCUCCGAAAUGCAUCAGCUGUCAGCCCUCAUUGCGACUCUUUCAGAUGCUCUUCAGGCCAUCAGUCUCCUACGUCCGUUUGGCGUGUCGGUGUAUUGUACGAGUUCGAAAUUCUCCGAGCAAGAGCGGAACCUGCAGGUCUCUUUGGCUCGACCGCUUGAUGACGAUGAUGAUGAUGGUGAUGGUGAUGAUGAUGGUGAUGAUGAUGGUGAUGAUGAUGAUGAUGGUGAUGAUGAUGGCAACUUGAGCUCCUCUCAGGAUCACGAUUCUCACCGACAAGAUCGGCUGCGAGUGCGAGGUCACCUAGGGAAAGGAAGCGAAGCAGGUGGGAGGCAAGGGAGUGAAGGAGCAACAGGAAAGACAGUCGGAGUAGACCAGCAAGGGAGGGCGGAGGAGGAAGGGACGAUGACUUGCACGUCGGAGGAGCUGUCGAAUCUACAACAGGGCAGAGAAAGCAAGGAGAUCAGCAGAGACGACGCGCACCACCAGAUCGACAUCCUCAAGCGCAAGAUGACGAGGAUGAGGAAGGAGCAGGAAGAAGUGAAGCGUUUGGCACAGAGACAGCAGCAGCAUCAGAGGAAUACGCGUGUGCUACUUGACUCAGCCCGGGAGAUGUUGACCGACAUGACACCGGAGGCCUCGAGCAAGGCGGACUAUGCCAUGGUGCUUCAGCUGCUUGACGACCUUGCUCUUGAAACGGCUGCUGCCGACGAAGACCUCGAUAUGCUGGUAAGGGUGACGCAGGGGACGGAGAGGAAGCGCAAAGGCGAGCAGUCGAGCACGGCGGGAGAGGCGUAUCCGAGGAGGAGUUCGGAUGGUUUCGCUGCUUCGGGAUACACCUUUGAGGAUUAA
Messenger RNA from Guillardia theta CCMP2712, 3846 nucleotides. RefSeq lists its product as hypothetical. Bases 1 to 3846 code for a protein of 1281 amino acids. Lineage: Eukaryota; Cryptophyceae; Pyrenomonadales; Geminigeraceae. The record is from RefSeq and is a predicted model, not a curated record. The transcript has 28 exons.